CAUCAGCAAAAUGACGGACGUGGAGGAAAACAUGCCCCUGAAGGACCCUGGCGAUGCAGAGAGCGGGCCCUGUAAGCCCGAAACCUCAGGACCGACCCGGCAAGACAUGAGCAGCCCCAAGAACCACCCUUUCAGUCUGAUAGAUACAGUUAGUGAUGUUUCCAAGCUGAGCAAGGAGAUUGGGAUGAAUCAUGAUUUCCACAUGGAAGAGAAGGUUUUGCCUCCAAGCAGUCUGGAAGGCAGGGUCGAGGAGACAAUGCACAAUGCCUUUUGGGAUCAUCUGGAAGAGCAAUUAUUAGCUACUCCUCCAGACUUCAGCUGUGCUCUUGAACUCCUAAAAGAAAUUAAAGAGAUCUUGCUGUCACUGCUAUUACCACGCCAGAACCGCCUAAGAAGUGAGAUUGAAGAAGGCCUGGACAUGAACCUCCUUAAGCAGGAAGCAGAACACGGAGCCCUGAAUGUCCCUCAUCUCUCUAAGUACAUUCUCAACAUGAUGACUCUGCUGUGUGCGCCAAUUCGAGAUGAAGCAGUGCAGAAACUAGAGAACAUCACAGACCCUGUUCGGUUACUGAGAGGAAUCUUCCAGGUUCUGGGCCUGAUGAAAAUGGACAUGGUGAACUACACUAUCCAGAGCCUUCAGCCCCAACUGCAGGAACAUUCCAUCCAGUGUGAACGAGCUAAAUUUCAGGAACUCCUCAACAAGCAGCCUAGCCACCUCGAUCACACUAUCAAGUGGCUGACCCGAGCGGCGGCAGACCUCUCCACGCCGCCGCCUAGCUGCCCUGACUCUCCCGACUCCUCCAGUGUGGUCUGCCCCUCUCCAAGUGAGGCAGCCAACAGCCCGGAGCCCCUCAACCCCAAAAUGGUGCUGUCCCAGGGCUUCCUGAACCUCCUCCUCUGGGACCCCGAAGAUGAAGAGUUCCCUGAGACCCUGCUGAUGGACAGAGCCCAGCUGCAGGAGCUGGAGGCCCAGCUGCGCCAGUUAACCAUCCUGGCCUCGGUCUUGCUAGUGGCCAGCAGCUUCUCUGGCAGUGUUCUGUUUGGCUCGCCUCAGUUUGUGGAUAAGCUGAAACGCAUAACCAAAGCCCUGAUGGAGGAGUUGAAGUCCAGGCCUGAGGAGGAGGCUAUGCUGACUGUGAGUGAACAGGUGUCUCAGGAAAUCCAUCAGAGCCUCCAGAACAUGGGCCUUGCUGCUCUGAGCAGCGACAACACAGCAUCGCUGAUAGGAGAGCUCCAGAACAUCACCAAGAAGGAGAACUGUGUCCACAGUGUCAUUGGUCAGCGGAUCCACUUGUUCCUCAAAUGCUGUUUGGUUCUUGGUGUGCAGCGGUCUCUGCUAGACCUCCCUGGAGGCCUUACCCUCAUUGAGGCAGAGCUGGCAGAACUGGGCCAAAAGUUUGUCAACUUAACGCACCACAAUCAGCAGGUGUUUGGCCCCUUCUACAUGGAGAUCUUAAAAACCCUCAUCCCCCCAGCCCAGGCACUGGAGACAGAAGUAGGGUCUCUCUGAUGACACUGGCUCCAAGCCCUGGUACCUUGGACUCAGGAGAGAAGCCCAUCAUUCUCUUGGGGUGACAUCACCAGUGACCAGCAGAGCAGCAAGCCCUCUCCGCGUCUGCAGCCAGUACACUACGCUGCAGUGACCAAGCAUGUAAAUACUGGCUGGUCCAAACUCAUUCACUAAUAAACUUCUGAACUGCAAG
Messenger RNA from Aethalodelphis obliquidens (Pacific white-sided dolphin), 1703 nucleotides. It is a transcript of the gene TCP11, whose product is annotated as t-complex 11. NCBI's taxonomy places the organism in Eukaryota, Metazoa, Chordata, Mammalia, Artiodactyla, Delphinidae. The transcript is spliced from 9 exons. Gene Ontology annotation, biological process: regulation of sperm capacitation. Gene Ontology annotation, cellular component: sperm flagellum; acrosomal vesicle. Bases 11 to 1510 code for a protein of 499 amino acids. The record is from RefSeq and is a predicted model, not a curated record.